Messenger RNA from Moneuplotes crassus, 1576 nucleotides. Lineage: Eukaryota; Ciliophora; Spirotrichea; Euplotida; Euplotidae. The record is from the annotation of a GenBank genome assembly.
ACUAAGAUUUAUCUCCACUUAAAGGGAUAAAUCAUGAGUGAUUUAGAAGGUUGCAGUUCAGUCUGACUAGACCAGAAACUCUGUCUUCCUACAUCUAGCUAGACAGGACAUUUUAUGGCUCAAACAGAGAAAUGUAGGAGACUAUCAAGCAGCAUAACCUCAAGAUAUUACAAGGACAGAUUUUUAAAGAAUAGCACAAUAAGUCUUAAUAAUUGUAUGGAGUUCAAGAAUGAGCAUACUUCCUUAUAGAAAAAUGCAGUCAUAGUUAUGUUUAACAAAUAGAUGAUUCUAUAGAUCUAAGUGCCCACUUCUUGUAUUGAUAAAGAAAAGCAAUCUAGAAGAAUGAUUGGUUUUAUCGAUACUAAGGCUAUCAGUCCUAAGGUAAGUAAUUUUCACUAAAAAUCCGAGAUUUAAUGUGUCCAGAACUGCAUGGAGUUUCCAUUCUUAUGAAAAAUUAGUGCAGUCAAUUUUUUAGGCUUUAGACAUGAUUUUUGGUACCUUAGUGUCCCUUUAAGGCUUCAAACAUAAAAAGGUUUAGUUGUUCUCAUAAAAUAUUAUCAACCGUCUACUCUUUGAGUCUGUAAAAACUUAUGAAUGCCAGAUAGUUCUCAUCAGCAAAGGGUCUGUCUCUUCUGUAUUUCCAUAAAAAGAUUCCUGGUUCAUUUGACUUUUGGAUACCUAUAUUGGAUAUAUUUCACCAUGUUCAUUUGGAGUGUGUAGUUCAAGGCUCCAAUCCCAAUCAGGAUGAUAAAGUCUAAGAUGGCUUGGUAUCUACUAUUUAAAAUCAGAGUUUUUCUAAAUUGAACUAGAAUUUGCAGAUUCUUAGUUAUAUCAAAUAGCUAAUCAAUUCUAUCAACACUUCAAUAAAAUUUAGUUUAUCGAGGCACAGAGUUGAUAUACUAGAAAAGUCACCAUCCUCUUGUCAUCAAGAAGAGGAAAUUUCGUUUCCAAAUAAUAAGAAUGAAAUAUCUUCAAAACUUGUUUUGGGAUUCAUGCAUCUCAGACAAUCAGGAAAAUGCUCAGCAGUGAGUUUAUUUUUAAGCCACUCUUCUUGAGACUGCUCAGGACCUCUAAUCAGAUCAUUAAUAAAGACCUGGAAGAAGGUUCUAAGCUAUUAUGAGUUGAGGGAAUAAAGAAUUGCCCCAAAUAAAUACAAGGUCGGUUCUUCUCAGAGUUUAAAUAUUUAUAUCUUCACAAGCUCAUCAUAAUUUGGGAAUCUCUCCUAAGUAACAAGCAACGAUUAAUCUAGAGGCCCAUACAACAAUGAGAUGUAUGCCCAAACUCCAAUUCUCUGAAUCUGCUUCUUUAUUUAUCUAGGCAGGUAAUUGUCUCUAAAAUGUGAAGAAAAUGUUAUCUUCGAAAACUGGGAGAAAACAAAUGAUUCAUGCCCACCAACUCUUUCUUGCACUAGCAAGUAUUACUAAGCUAAUGAAGUUCAUAAUAUGUUUAAGUUGAUUCGACUCAUGAGACAUUUAUAAUAAAAUUAUUCUUCACGAAGAAAAGGGUUGAAACCUUUCAGGCAGACUAUCAUGCAGCCAUGGUUGUGUAGUAUAUGUAUGAUAUUGCCUAAACUCAU